GUUGAUAAAUUUUUGCAGGUAUGUCUUUUGAUCCUCGGGCCCUUCGGAAUUUUGUAAGCUCAAGGGGGAGCGCUCAUCCACAAGGACAGCUCCCGAGGAAGAAAAGCAAGAAGAGGCCUCGAGGGACUCCUGAGGGUGCAAGGGGGCCUGGCGAAACUUCUCGAGCGGAUCCACCAGUCUCGACCCCUCAGCAACCGAACCUCAGGUCUCCCACUCCUCGGGUCGUCACUCCUCGGCCUCCUUCGGAAGUGGUUGACCUCGACGACGACCCAUCUCUCACCGGGGACUUUGAGACUUGCCACCUCGCUCCUGAGCUCGUGAAUAAAUACAAAGAGGAGGUCAAGCUCGAGGAUGGGAUGAGGGUCCUCGAGGGUCUCACAGUGAAGAUGUUGAGUAUAGCUCGAGGACUCUCUUUGCAAGGGCUCGAGGAGGCCAAGAGGGCAGCUGGGGUCGAGACGUCCAUGGCCUCUAAGGACAGCAGGAUCCAAGACCUCGAGGCUCAGGUCGAGGUCUUGUUGAAGGAGCGUGAUGACGCGAGGAAGGAGGCUGCAAAGGCCAGGGAUGACUUGGUUGCAGCAAAGGAUGAGAUCGAGGGCGCGAGGCUCGAGCUCAUCCAGAAGUCAGAGGAUUUCGGGCGCGAGCUCGAGGCUGUCAGGGAGAGGGCUUGGGAGGAGUUUAAAACCUCCGAGGACUGCGACAAGAUAAAAGGGGAGUAUGCGUCGGGGGCGUACUUCCAUGCUCUGAAAGAAGCCCGGGCCUUCCUCAGGCAGAAAUUGCCCGACGUCACUCCUGAUGACCUGAAGAUGGUGCCCUCCAUUGCUGAUACAUUGGAGCUCUCGGGUUCGGAAGAUGGAGGAGGAUCUGGUGGAGAUGAUGAGGAUGGUCUUGAGGACGACGUUGAGAUCGACAUCAGCAACCUCGAUCCUCCUCUCGGCCACAUUGGAUGACUUCCCCACCCCGAUCCUUUGUAAUUUUUUGUUUAAUUUUGACAAUGUAGAUUGGUCGAGGACUAUGUAUGUUCAGUUAAUUUAUUCGAACUAUUUAUCUCGACCUCUUGGACUCCAUACAAUCGAGCAAUCAAAUUCGAAACUUUACUGCUCGCGCGAUAUUGAAGUGUUUACUCGAGGAUUCCACAACUCGAGCGUGUUUGAGGGAUUAAAAGGUGAGACGUACAUUCUCGAGCAACAAUAAAAAUAUGAUGAUGUGACAUUCUAGAGGACUGUAAACCUCGAGAACAAUUAGUCUUAAAGAUUGAGGCGUUCUCGAGGACCGUAGUCCCGAGCACAACCAAACUUUAAAAAUUGAGUGACAUUCU
Messenger RNA from Olea europaea var. sylvestris, 1315 nucleotides. RefSeq lists its product as uncharacterized. The transcript is spliced from 2 exons. The coding region runs from base 21 to 947 and encodes 308 amino acids. The record is from RefSeq and is a predicted model, not a curated record. NCBI's taxonomy places the organism in Eukaryota, Viridiplantae, Streptophyta, Magnoliopsida, Lamiales, Oleaceae.